AUGCUGAGCCUGCUUGUGGAAGCAGGGAGCCAAGCUCGUCUUGAGAAGGAGCUUUGGGGUCCUGAGAGCAGAGCCAGGGAACCAGUGACAUAUGAAGAUGUGGCCGUGGACUUCACCCAGGAAGAGUGGCAGCACCUGGAUGCUGCUCAGAAGACCCUACACAGAGAUGUGAUGCUGGAGAUCUAUGGCCACCUGGUCUCUGUGGGGUGUUCAAGUAUAAAACCAGGUAUAAUCUUCAAGUUGGAACAUGAAGAGGACCCAUGGAUCAUAAAGAGUGAAUUGUCAACAUGGAUCCACUCAGACAGGGAGAAAAGCCUUGACUCCUCCCAGCAGAUCAUUUCAGAACUUUCAUUUCAAAAGGAGAUAUUGGAGAAAGCCCCAAAAGAUAAUUCAUUGUACUCUCUCUUAAAAGCCUGGCAUACUGAUGGUCAGAUAGAUAGGUAUCAAGGAAACCAAGACAAGGUUUUGAAGCAGGUCACAGUCCUUAGCCAUGAAACAUUGGCCAAGGAGAAAACCCCCAAAUAUAAUACAUUUGGAAAAAUAUUUGGUGGGUGCAUAGACCUUGGCCCUUCAAGUAAAAAACUCCAUGAUUUUGAUUCAUGUGAAAAGAGCUUGAAAUCUAAUUUAGACUCACUGACAUGCAAUAGGAGCUAUGCAAGAAAGAACCCCAUUGAGAGAUUUGGAUGUGGGACACCACUUAGCUGUAGUGAUUCCUGUACUGUGCCUGAGAAAAUUUAUACUGACAUGAAACCCCAUGGACAUAGUCGAUGUGAAAAAGGUCUUAAUCAUGAACAAGUCCAUAUUCAGUAUAAGAAAGAUCAAGCUGGUAGGAAACCCAAUGUUUGUAGUGAGUGUGGGAAAGGGUUUAUUAAGAAGUCACAGCUUACUAUACAUCAAAGAAUUCAUACUGGAGAGAAACCGUAUGUAUGUGGAGACUGUGGAAAGGCCUUCAGUGAGAAAUCACACCUCAUUGUGCAUCAGAGGAUUCAUACUGGGGAGAAACCUUAUAAAUGUACUGAGUGUGGGAGAGCUUUCUCCCAGAAGUCACCCUUCAUCGUUCAUCAGAGAGUCCAUACUGGAGAGAAACCCUAUGAAUGUUUUGAGUGUCAAAAAGCCUUCUCUCAGAAGUCACAUCUCAUUAUACAUCAACGAGUUCAUACUAGAGAGAAGCCAUUUGAAUGCAGUGAAUGUGGGAAAGCCUUCUGUGAGAAGUCUCACCUUUUUACACACCAGACAACUCAUACUGGAGAGAGACCCUAUAAAUGUACUGAAUGUGGGAAAACUUUCCCUCGGAAAACACAACUCAUCAUCCAUCGGAGAACACAUACUGGAGAGAAACCCUAUAAGUGCAGUGAAUGUGGAAAAACCUUUUGCCAGCAGUCCCACCUCAUAGGACAUCAAAGAAUUCAUACAGGAGAGAAACCUUAUAUAUGUACUGACUGUGGAAAAGCCUUUUCCCAAAAGUCACACCUUACUGGACAUCAAAGGCUUCAUACUGGUGAGAAACCUUAUAUAUGUACAGAAUGUGGAAAAGCCUUCUCUCAGAAGUCCCCUCUUAUUAUACACCAAAGAAUUCAUACGGGGGAGAAACCUUAUGAGUGUAAUGACUGUGGUAAAACCUUCUCCCAGAAAUCACCCCUCAUUAUUCAUCAGAGAAUCCAUACAGGGGAGAAACCCUAUGAAUGUCCUGAGUGUGAAAGGGCCUUUUCCCUGAAGUCACAUCUCAUUAUACAUCAGAGAGCUCAUGCUGGAGCAAAACCAUAUGAAUGUAGUGAAUGUGGAAAGGUCUUCUGUGAGAAGUCUCCACUAGCUGUGCAUCAGAAAACUCAUACUAGGGAAAAAACCUCUGAAUCUGCUGAAUAUGGGAUGGCUUUUUCCCGGAAAUCACAGAUGAUCACAUAUCAGAGAACAGACACAGGGGAGAAACCGUCAAAAUGCAGUGACUGUGGAAAGGUGUUCUGCCAGCAUAUACACCUUGCUGGACAUCAGAAUCCACAUAGGAGAGAAACGUUGUGUAUGUACUGA
This is a messenger RNA of Enhydra lutris kenyoni (northern sea otter), 2025 nucleotides long. RefSeq names its product zinc finger protein 630. The record is from RefSeq and is a predicted model, not a curated record. NCBI's taxonomy places the organism in Eukaryota, Metazoa, Chordata, Mammalia, Carnivora, Mustelidae. The transcript has 4 exons. Gene Ontology annotation, molecular function: DNA-binding transcription repressor activity, RNA polymerase II-specific. Bases 1 to 2025 code for a protein of 674 amino acids. Gene Ontology annotation, biological process: negative regulation of transcription by RNA polymerase II.